This is a messenger RNA of Fraxinus pennsylvanica, 312 nucleotides long. NCBI's taxonomy places the organism in Eukaryota, Viridiplantae, Streptophyta, Magnoliopsida, Lamiales, Oleaceae. The record is from the annotation of a GenBank genome assembly.
AUGACACUCAUCGUGCUUUCUUCGGCCAUUGGUUGCUCACCUUCUGCUCUCUACUGCAUCAUGAGGUUCUUGAUUCACCGUCAGAUUUUUAAGGAGACAGAGAAUAAUAAUAAAGAUCAAUUAGAAUCAACUGUUUACGCUCAAACGCCCCUUUCCCGGCUUCUAAUGAGAAAUGGAGCCAAUAGCAUGGUUGAUCUUUUGCUCCUAAAGAUCAGCCCGGCCGCGAACGGUGAGGAACUAUGGCGCUAUACUGCGGAAUAUCCAGCCCGUAGCAAGCUGAUAGAUGACGCAAUGGAUGCAUGGCUAGGAUAA